Molecule: messenger RNA, 808 nt
Organism: Solanum stenotomum
Lineage: Eukaryota; Viridiplantae; Streptophyta; Magnoliopsida; Solanales; Solanaceae
Product: 40S ribosomal protein S15a-5-like
Exons: 3
Coding region: 44-433 (129 amino acids)
Biological process (GO): translation
Cellular component (GO): ribosome; cytosolic small ribosomal subunit
Molecular function (GO): structural constituent of ribosome
Source: RefSeq, a predicted model, not a curated record
GGUGGUUUAUUGGUGCCGGAGAAGAAUCAGAACGCCGGUGGAAAUGGGCCGGCGAAUAUUAAACGAUGCAUUGCGUACAAUUGUGAAUGCUGAAAAGAGAGGCUUUGCUUCGACUCAGCUCCAACCUGUCUCCAAUGUCAUAGCUAAUUUUCUGCAAAUUAUGAAAUAUCGAGGUUAUAUCAAAGACUUUGAAGUGCAUGAUCCUCAUAGAGUUCGUAAGAUAACUGUUCAGUUACUUGGAAGAAUUAACGAUUGUCGUGCUCUCACCUACAGACAAGACAUCAAGGCUGCAAGUAUGGAGAACUACAAGACACGCACAUUACCAACUCGUCAGUGGGGCUAUGUUGUUAUUACAACACCAAAUGGAGUUCUGGAUCACGAAGAAGCAAUGAGGCAAAAUGUGGGUGGUCAAGUUAUUGGCUACUUUUAUUGAACAAGUUCCAGUCAUAGUUCAAGGUUCAAGACUAUAAAGAUAUUCUUGCAAGUCCUUUGUUUUCUACACCAUGACUAGCUCCUAGCAUACUUCUUUUCUAAGGCCUUAAAUGGAAGUUCACUGUCCUCUAUAUGGCCUAUAGGAAUAGAAAACUAGAUAUCACGUUAGUUUUCCCUUCAUUAAUCUGUUUGGCAUUUUUGAUUGUAGUAAGAGAACUUAAGUUCUAUCUCAAAUCAAUGCCACUAGAGGUUGUUACUUUGGGUCAAAGAUUUCUGUUCUCAACUUUCCAGAAAUGAGUUCUUUCUAUUUUGAUUCUAUAGUAUCUGCAUAAAUAUCAUACAAUUUCUGUAUUGCCACAUGUUGGAUUUGAUUUAC